AUGGUCUUUUAAAAUCUAGAAAUUUGUAUAAUGUACCUGUUUUCUUUUAAAAUAGUAACUUGUGAUAUUAGCUUACGGUCUGCUACUUCUGUUAUGUGGCUCCAUGGUAUCCACUGUGGUUUGAUUCCAGCCUCCCAGCCCCAUGGAUACCAAAAUAUGUGGAUGCUCAAGUGCCAUUAAAUACAAUGGCAUAGGGAAAUGGUGUUUCUUAUUUAAAAUAACCAAGCUUUGCUUUUUGGGAAUUGAUAUCUUUUGGGAGUAUUUUCAAGCCAAGGAUGGUUGAAUCCAUGGCUGUGGAGGGCCCAAUUGCAUGUGCAGUAUUCUGACAAAAUAUUUUUUGUGUGCCUUGAAAUAAUUUCUGACUCAUGGCAGCCUUGUCACAAGAUUUGUUCAGAGCGGUGUUGCCAUUUCUUUCCUCUGAGGCUGAGGGAGUGUGACCCAAAGUGACCUGAUGGGUUUCCAUAGCUGAGCAGGAAUAGACCCUGGUCUCCUGAAAUCCUGAAUACAGCACUCAAACCACUUUGCAACACUGCCUCAUUCUUUGUCUCACACACACCCUAAACUGUUGAUUGCUUUGGCAAAGUAAAUGAGGCUGUAUAUGUACUGUACAUUAACACAGGGCAACACAUUAAAGGGGUCAGUCCAUAUGAUGUACCUCAUCUAUCUGUUGUAAGGGAGCCAUGAAUGAUGGGGGAAAGGGAAAGGUGGGGUUCUGCAAAGGUGCAGUGGGAGAUGAGCCUAGGAGAAACCUGCUUCUGAAUGCACUGCAGGGCAAUCGUUCUGAACAAUGUGUAUUAAAUUUAGCAUUAAUUUAAUAUGUUGGCUUGGACUUGUGUUCUAGCAUUCAUGGACUAUAUAAAAUAAGACCAGCUUUAUGCAAGUUGUAGAAGAACCCCUUUUUUCUUAAGAAAUAAAAUUGAUACUAUGAUAAAUUUCCUCAUGUCUCCUUUCAUUUCAUGUGCAAUUAACAGGAGCAGUUUAAUACAAAAUGCUUUACCCCAAUUUCUCUUAUUCAAGGAAGAUGCAGUCAAUUAUGUUCACAAUCUUGUCCUAUCAUUAUGAUUUCAUUUGCUAGGAAACCAGAGUUCAUUUUGUGAUGUCACACCUGCACAAGUUAGGUCUCAUUGUGAUGUUCUAGAACUCUUUAUUGAAGCUCCCUACAAGCAGGCAUUAUUUUAAUAGGCCUGCUGCUGCCUUAUUGAUAUGGUUUGACUACUAGCAUAAAUGGCUACGGCUGAAAAUAAUUACCUAAAUGAAAAGGGAGACCUGGACACGGACCUUCCUUCUGCAGAAGGUCAACACCUUUCAGCUGAAGAUGAAAUUAUUCAUUCCACAAUCUCAAUUUCAUCCACUCCACUGCAUGAUAAAACAGCAGCUGGUGACUCAGCCUUAAGGUCUAUGAUAGAAGAAAAUGCCUUUCAAGCUUUGAGUGAUGGGCCCUGGCCAAAAAGACCGCGACUUGCUCUCUGUGAUGAGGAUUCUCUUGAAGAUAAUGAUUUUCUCUCUCUUACUUUCCCCAAAAAACUCUGGAAAAUUGUUGAAAGUGACCAAUUUAAAUCACUGUGGUGGGAUGAGGACGGAAACUGUGUAGUGAUCGACGAGGAACUUUUUAAAAAAGAAGUCCUGGAAAGGAAAGGACCUUUGCGUAUUUUUGAAACUGACUGCAUGAAAAGUUUCAUUCGUCAGCUCAAUCUUUAUGGCUUUAGCAAGAUGAGGCAGAAUUUUCAAAGGUCUGCCUCCCUUGUUGAAUUUUUAGCAGAAGAAAAAGCUGCGUAUGCAUUUAGCAAGUUACAGUUUUAUCAUAACCCAAAUUUUAAGAGAGGUUGUCCUCAUCUCCUUGCAAGGUGCAAGAGAAGAGUUGGGAUCAAAAACACACCGCCCAUUGCUUUCUCAUUAGAUGAAGACUUCCGGGAAAGUUGCUUGAAAAGCAGAUCAAGAAGCCCAGAAGGUCAAACCAUUCCUGGACCUGCUUCUAGGGAGAAUGGCCUCCUUACAGCCUCCCCAAAGGAGAAAAUGCACAAAUCUGGACUUCGAAAACCUGCCAUGACCAAAAGCCUUGCUGGCGCUGCAGUCCGGCUGAGAAGUGGCUAUUCUGCUUCGUCUCCGACUCCUCUGAGUGCUUCUGAGCAGGUGGCCCCUGAGGACAGUGACACCCAAAAAAGCCAACUGGCGCCUUUCCAUUUACCUCAGCAUACCAGCCAUGCUCGAGUCGACACACAUGAAAUAGACUCAACCACCACCACAUCUGCUACUUCUUUGUAUCAUGUCAUACCUCCUGUACCCAACACUCCCUUUGCACCUGUGAUGGGGCUGCCAGCCUUCCCAACAAUGUACCCAGACUUAUCAGCCAUGCAGGCUCACUGGGCUAGCUUGCUCCCCUUUUGUAACCCAUGGUUCUCUAUGCCAAUGAUUGCAGCAGCUUCUGCUAUUUCCAUGUCGAGAUCGUCUCAUCACCAUCGAACUCCUACAUACCACCACUGCCCUAACUGCAAUUGUACUUCAAACGGCACGUCUGCUUCCAAAGUAGUUGGACCCAAAACAACAGAAUACACCGGGUACCAUCGAUGAAGCAAGUGGCAGACUGGAAAACACCCGUCAUCUUUAAAACUGGGAAAUUCAUCAUGACAUAGACUGAAGAAUAAAUUUCUUACUUCCCUUUCUUACUGUCUUGUUUACCUAGGUUAGUGUUGGUAUUUCUUUGACAUGGAUAGAUUAGUAGUAACUUGUUUUCUUCGAUUUGUGAAAAGAGAUCUGAGGAAGCUGGAAAGGGUGGCAGGAAGCCUGAAGGAUAGCCACUGGUUAUCAGCUUUUUUGAAGAUAAAAAGUAUACAUCCCACAUAAAAAAUAUUUUUAGUUUGUGUUUAGUACUGAAGACAUUUUCUAAAGAAGAUUGUAGCCAGAAGUUUUAAAUUAGUUGGACAGGACAGUCCAUGUGAAAUAUGUAUACUUCACAUGUGUCAAGAUAGAACAAGGAAAGAAAAUGGGUGGCUCAAAUGGCUUGGAGAACCCUCUUAAUACUCUAGGAGUGUAGAAAUAUUACUGUAGCUUCAAAAAUGUUUUAUGUAGGCUUAGCUUGGGAAAAGGCAAAAUUUAAUUCACAUACUGUGUGUCCACACUGCAGAAUUAAAACAGUUUGACACCACUUUAACAGCCAUGACUAGCCUACAUAAUCCUGACCUUUCCAACAGACUAGGCUGAAUACCUCACCAAAUUACAAAUCCCAGGAUUAUGCAGGCUAGUCAUGGCAAUUAAUGUGGUGUCAAACUGCAUUGAUUUUACAUUGUGGAUACACCCAUUCUCUAUUUACAUGUGUUAUUUGAUCCUGUUGUCAUAGGUAAGUGUUUUGUUUUGUUUUGUUAGAACAGCAAUCUGCAUUGUAGCUGCUGACCUGCUAUACUCCAAGCAUUUCAGGUUACUUGCUUAACAAAAUAAGAUGACCAGUUCCCAGCAUGUACUACAUUACAGUCCAGAAUAUCUACCAUAACACUAACAGAGCAUAGGAGCAGGCAUUGUCCUCAUUCAUUUUCAGGGUACAGUAGAUGAGGGUGUCUGUGGAAAGAGAAUUUCUUUUGCCCCAUGAGCUAAUUAUUAUUGACAAUUUCCAAAAAGAACUAGCAACACAGAGGAGCCUGACUAUUUAACCUUUUGAAAUACUUUUUUUUUUACUAUAAUAAUGUUAAAGCUUUCAUUUAUUCCUACAUUUAUAAUCAUCAUCAUUUUAUGACUAGACUUUGUUACACUUAGGAAAGACCUUAGGAAUCAGUGGGAAACAUUAAUCAUGAUUAAACGUAAACCAUAUUCAUGACACUGAGUUGCUUUUUCAACUCAAUGUAUCAGGUUAAUUUUUUAGUGAAAUGACUUGCCAUGCUUAAGGGCUCUUGGUAUCUUGAGAUCAAAGAAAAGAUGCUCAAAAUAUAAGGCUUGGUUUAGUUUGCUUUCCCUAUCAUUUGUUUUUAUGUGCAAUGUGUUUAAAACCUGCACUCUUAUCUGUUUUGUUGGUGCAAGACAAACUAAUACCAUCAAGCAAAUUGUAUAACAAGA
Messenger RNA from Sceloporus undulatus (fence lizard), 4041 nucleotides. RefSeq names its product heat shock transcription factor, Y-linked-like. NCBI's taxonomy places the organism in Eukaryota, Metazoa, Chordata, Lepidosauria, Squamata, Phrynosomatidae. The transcript is spliced from 2 exons. Gene Ontology annotation, biological process: regulation of DNA-templated transcription. The coding region runs from base 1225 to 2568 and encodes 447 amino acids. Gene Ontology annotation, molecular function: DNA-binding transcription factor activity; sequence-specific DNA binding. The record is from RefSeq and is a predicted model, not a curated record.